Messenger RNA from Drosophila erecta, 3153 nucleotides. RefSeq names its product matrix metalloproteinase-14 (gene Mmp1). The record is from RefSeq and is a predicted model, not a curated record. Bases 542 to 2296 code for a protein of 584 amino acids. Gene Ontology annotation, molecular function: zinc ion binding; metalloendopeptidase activity. The transcript has 6 exons. Gene Ontology annotation, cellular component: extracellular matrix. Lineage: Eukaryota; Metazoa; Arthropoda; Insecta; Diptera; Drosophilidae. Gene Ontology annotation, biological process: proteolysis; extracellular matrix organization; collagen catabolic process.
CGUCGUCGUGCGCCAGCGAGCGCCGAAGAUCAGUUGAAUUCUGCGCGCAGGCCAGGGCGGAUGUGUUGAGCGGCGAGAAACCGAAAAAGUCAGUCGAUACGAUAGUCGAUAGAAUCAGAAUCGCAGCUAGUCGCGAAGAAAGUUAUUCGAAAAGUGAAAGAGUUCAGUUUUGGGUAUUGAGUUUUGGUUUCGAACGCGGAAGCGAGCGCGAAAAUGGAAGUGCCAGCGGGCAAUUAGUGCAGCCAGACACACACACUUGAGUACUUAUGGACAUAAAGACAUAAAGACACACUCGCAGCUCGAAAAUACAGCAAAAACAAAAGGAUUGCGACUGUGAAUUAUAAAGUAUAAAUUAUAAGCAACGACAACACAUCCACAGCGGAAUACGCAGCGACGACAGCUACAACAAACAACAGAAGGAAAUGUAUGUGCCGAGAGCUAAUUAAUUAAUUCUGAUAUAAAGUUCAAAGUGCCAGCGGCAAGUGGACGAGAAGUGACAAGUAGACCAAGUAGAGACCAAGCCACCAACAACAGCCACAAAAUGACUAACUGCCAAAGUUCAGCGUUCAUCGUCGUAGGCACCGUGUUAUCCAUCCUGGUAGCGGCCCAAUCGGCACCCGUUUCCACCACCACACAGGCAGAGAUCUACCUGUCCCAGUUCGGCUAUCUACCCGCCUCCGCCCGCAAUCCCGCCAGCAGCGGGCUGCACGACCAGCAGACCUGGGUGAGCGCCAUCGAGGAGUUCCAGAACUUCGCGGGACUGAACAUCACCGGCGAGCUGGAUGCGGAGACCAUGAAGCUGAUGUCCCUGCCGCGCUGCGGAGUUCGGGAUCGCGUCGGCACCGGGGACAGCCGCUCCAAGCGGUACGCCCUGCAGGGCAGUCGCUGGCGCGUGAAGAACCUCACCUACAAGAUCUCCAAGUACCCCAAGCGGCUGAAGCGAGUCGAUGUGGACGCGGAGAUCGGUCGCGCAUUCGCCGUGUGGUCCGAGGACACCGACCUGACCUUCACCAGGAAGACUUCCGGCCCCGUGCACAUCGAGAUCAAGUUCGUGGAGAGUGAGCAUGGAGACGGCGAUGCCUUUGACGGCCAAGGAGGCACCCUGGCCCACGCCUUCUUCCCUGUCUUUGGCGGAGAUGCCCACUUCGACGACGCGGAACAGUGGACCAUUGGCUCGCACCGCGGCACCAAUCUGUUCCAGGUGGCCGCCCACGAGUUCGGUCACUCCUUGGGACUCUCCCACUCCGAUCAGAGCGCCGCUUUGAUGGCGCCCUUCUAUCGCGGAUUCGAGCCCUCCUUCAAGUUGGACGAUGACGACAAGGCGGCCAUCCAGUCACUGUACGGCAAGAAAUCGUACCCGCUGAGGCCCACCAACGUGUACCCGGCCACCACCCAGCGGCCAUACACUCCUCCAAAGGUGCCCCUGGACGACUCCAUCUGCAAGGACUCCAAGGUGGACACGCUCUUCAACUCGGCGCAGGGCGAGACCUACGCCUUCAAGGGCGACAAGUACUACAAGCUGACCACGGACUCCGUGGAGGAGGGCUACCCGCAGCUCAUCUCCAAGGGCUGGCCGGGAUUGCCGGCCAACAUCGAUGCGGCGUUCACCUACAAGAACGGCAAGACGUACUUCUUCAAGGGCACUCAGUACUGGCGCUACCAGGGCCGCCAGAUGGACGGCGUCUACCCGAAGGAAAUCAGCGAGGGCUUCACGGGCAUACCCGACCAUCUGGACGCCGCGAUGGUUUGGGGGGGCAAUGGCAAGAUCUACUUCUUCAAGGGCAGCAAGUUCUGGCGCUUCGACCCGGCCAAGAGGCCGCCGGUCAAGUCCAGCUAUCCCAAGCCGAUCUCCAACUGGGAGGGUGUUCCCAACAACCUGGACGCUGCGCUGAAGUACACCAAUGGCUACACGUACUUCUUCAAGGGCGACAAGUACUACAGAUUCCACGACGCCCGAUUUGCCGUGGACUCGGCCACGCCCCCCUUCCCCAGGCCCACCGCCCACUGGUGGUUCGGCUGCAAGAACACGCCCUCGUCCACAGGUAAUAUCGUCGAGGGUUCGGACAACGAGUUCGAACAGCACUCCAUGAUCCCGCAUGCCGACGAUGGUAAUGGUGAUGACUUUGACGCAGCCGUGGGCGAUCACCAGUCAAACGACGAGCCAAUAGCCCCGGAAGUGGCCGAGCGAACCGGAAACGGAGCCAUGUCCCAGUCGAAACUGACGAGCAGCUCCGCCGUGGGCACCGUGAUCACCACCAUCCUGAUGUGCCUCGUCUCCAAGCUCAUCGUUAGCUAAAAGAGCUAACGAGAAGACCCAGCCGAGAAGACCUACGGGCAGUGCAUUUCGUGAACCUUAGCACAAAGCUAGCCACUCGAGUAAAGUUUCCGAGAUUUGACACCUUGACACCGAAGUGAUUGGAAUUCAAAUGGUACGCACAUCAUAUCGAAUACGACGAGAGGGAAUCCAAAAAGGAAUAAUGAAAUUGAUACAUAUACAAAUUGAAAUCGAACAGAAUAUCAAUUGUAAAUUGAGCGAUCAGCAUGUGACACAGGUGCCUUAUCAAAUACUUUUGUUGUUUUGUACAUAAAAUCAGCCUUAAAUAUAAUGAAAUAGUUUAUAACAUUCCGCAUUCUAACCACAAACGAUCGGAAGUCAUAUCAAAUCAGAAGUCCCCUACGUAGUAAGCUGUUUUGGUAAUGACAAAUUGCGAUAUUAAGUUUAACGAGCCAUAUGCCAGGAAUUGAAGAGAACCACACAAAAGUUAAAUACAUUGGACGUAAUUUAGUUUAGAUAUAAUUGUUAAUGUCGGCACAUGGGAAGGGAACUCGCAUGUUCCUCCAGCUGUGCUACAAAUUCGGAAACGCAAGUGUUUUAAGUUUUAAAAACGAUACGAUACGUGACUUGACCACAUAUAAACUAAUAUGAAAAUCAUCAUCGACUACACAUGAUUAUUGUAUAAGUGAUAUUUAAGAGAGUCCCUUAAACGAUAUUUCCUCGGGUUUAAUAUUUAAAACCGAAUUAUUUAACUUACGUAUUAUUAUGUGUAAUUUUAUUUGAUAUACCAUAAAUGUACGCUGAAAUAAGAGGAACUGAACAAAAACGAAAAUAAAGAGUCGGAUAAAUAAAGACGCAGAAGUCCAAUAAAAAAUAAA